AUGCGCGCCCCAACCGCCCUCUCAGCCCUCCGCCGGCCCGGUCCCGGUCUCGGUCCCCUCUCCCGCCGCGCCUUCGGCACCACCGCGGCGCGCCGUAACAACAACGGCGCGGCGGCGGUGAACCCGCGAUGGCUCUCCGAGCUGCAGGCGCGCAUCGGGCGGUGCGCCGCCCUCGAUCUCGGGCCGGAGCAGAGGCGGGAGCUGGAGGCGGUGCGGGAGACGGUCGACGGGGCGUGGUUGGAGCUGGUGGCCGGGCGGGAGGGGUUCCUCACGGGGCCCGGUUGGAGGGGGUUGGAUCGGCACACGGUGACGUGGGGGGAUCAGGAUGCGAUGUACGCCGAGUCGGCGCGGGUGAACUGGCUGCGCAACUUCGCGACGGCGGUGGACCCGGCGCACGCGGACGAGUGGAACGAGCUGAUGACCCCGCGGGGCAUCGGGUUGAUCAUGAGGAGCAUCAGGACGGAUUACAAGUUCCCCAUGGCCUACCCGGACAACGUCACGGUGCUCCACAAACUCGCCUCCAAACCGACCUACGAAUCCGACCACAUCCUCCUCGAGGCCCUGCUCGUCUCGGACCGCCAUCGCCGGCCCGCGGCGCGCUGCUUCGAGGACAUCGUCGUCUACGACUACAAGACGGCCCGGCGCGCGCCGCUGAAGCCGUUCAUGGUCGACCGGCUGCGCGAGACGUACGAGGCGCAGGAGAGGGGGAGGGAGGACUGCGAGGAGAGGGUGAGGGGGCUUGUUGGGGUCGUGGAGAGGAUUGAGAGGGCUGCUUGA
Molecule: messenger RNA, 777 nt
Organism: Colletotrichum karsti
Lineage: Eukaryota; Fungi; Ascomycota; Sordariomycetes; Glomerellales; Glomerellaceae
Exons: 4
Coding region: 1-777 (258 amino acids)
Source: RefSeq, a predicted model, not a curated record